Molecule: messenger RNA, 3516 nt
Organism: Anguilla rostrata (American eel)
Lineage: Eukaryota; Metazoa; Chordata; Actinopteri; Anguilliformes; Anguillidae
Gene: stox1
Product: storkhead box 1
Exons: 4
Coding region: 281-3157 (958 amino acids)
Biological process (GO): regulation of transcription by RNA polymerase II
Cellular component (GO): cytoplasm; nucleus
Molecular function (GO): RNA polymerase II transcription regulatory region sequence-specific DNA binding
Source: RefSeq, a predicted model, not a curated record
AUCAAGUUUAACUAUUUUAAUUGGUCUAUCUUCAGUGCCUAAUUCUCUCAAUACCGCCCCUUCUGCCACCGUCAUCACGGGUUACCUUGGAAGCGAGAAGAAACUAUCCAGGCAUUUACACUACAGGUUAGCCUCUGUAGUAGCUUGGAGGAAUGUGACAAAUAGUAGGUUGGAUCAAGGAAGUAAACGGCGAAACAUCCGAUACUUUUAGAGAGGGGAAGGUCUUCACGCGAAUGUUUUCGGUAUGAAAGGAGAUUUUUGACGUUAACAUAUCAGAAUCAUGUCCCAACAGCAGCGGGUUGUGCAGCUGUCCCCGGCGUCUCUCGCGCUGGUCUUUGGUAAGGACGAAGAGAGCUCGAGAACUGCUGGGGGGAAAUACAAUGCGUCCAGCGCGAGCGGUAGAGAAAUUUUUGCGGAUUUUAAAUCGCAAAACAUGCGAAGCUUUUGGAAUAAGAGACUGGUCAAAGCCAUGGCAGAGGUUUAUUUCCAGGGCUGGAUGGAGAAUUUUGUGCUCAUAGUCCAAGGGAAUGCGAACCAUUUGGAAGUAGUGAGGGAAGCGUGGAUGCGAAGGGCGCUGCGGUCUCCGAGAGGAUUUAACAUCCGAGCUGUGGGUGACCUCUCUCCCAUGCAGAUGGCUCCCACCGUGCAGUCCCAGUUCAUCCCUCUCUCUGAAGUGCUGUGCUCUGUCAUAUCCGACAUGAACGCAGCGCAGGUCACCGUCAGCCAGGAGGCGCUGUUCAGCCACAUGAUGAAGGCUUACCCAGGUAUGACCAUUCCCACCCAGGAUAUCCUGUACAAUGCUCUGGGCUCUCUGAUAAAGGAGAGGAAGAUCUACCACACAGGUGAGGGCUACUUCAUCGUGACUCCACAGACCUACUUCAUCACCAACAGCGUUGUCAAGGACAAGCACUGGUGGACCUCUGGUGAGAACGACCUCCCCUCCCCCCCGCCCAUCACCUACCUGCUGAGCAGCGAGAGCUGUAUGGACAGCACUGCCGACCCCCCCUCCGUGGCGCACUGCAAGUCCUGCAGCUGCUUUGCCCCGUCCGUCCUGGACCAGCACUCCGUCGCCGAGAGCACAGCCAAAAGCCUCCGGUGGCCCCGGGACCCCAAGCCCUCCAUCCAGCAUCAGUCCACCUCCACGGCCACCCACUACCAGCCCAGUGAGAUGAGCAAGUCCACCACCAGCCGCAAGGACAAGGAGAAGCCGGGCCGCAAGUUUGGCCUCAGCUUCUUCCGCCGAAACGUGGGAAAGAAGGAGAAGCCCAAGAAGGAGUAUGCCACGUACUCCGGACAGUUCCCCCCGGCGGAGUGGCCUGUUCGGGACGAGGAAGACCUGAACAACCUGCCUCGGGACCUGGAGCAUGCCAUCAUCAGACGCAUUAACCCCGAGCUGACUGUGGACAACCUGGUGCGCCACACGGUGUUGAUGAAGAAGCUGGAGGACAAGGGUGGAGACAAGGGUGGAGACAAGGGGGUCGACCGGGGCGUGUCCACCGAGAUCCUAACCUCCAAGCAGCGGCACCCGUCAGCCAAGGUCCCUGGCAAGAGGUCCUCCUCCAGGGCUGCCCGCAGCAAGAGGAAAACACGCUCCUCCAGGGAGAAGCAGAGGGAGAAGAUGAAAGAUUUAGGCUGCCCCGCUGACCCGGACCUGGACCACGUUCCUUCCCUGCUUGGAUCUGAGGUGGCUGUGGAUGAACCAGUCCCUCGGGCUUAUGAACAUUCUUCUCCUGUGGACACCAAAAAUGUGUUUAAGAAACGAAUUGACAACCCAUUCCAGGGUAGGCCAGUGAGGAAGCCAGAAGAGAGCAGGCAGACGGGGGACAGCAGGGAGCACGCGGGGCACAGGUCAAAGUCCUGGGAUCCAUCCCAAACAAAGAAAUCCACCAACAGGACUGGGAGACCAGUGACCACUAUUGACAGGUCCUGCGAGGCACUGACAUUAGACAGCCAACCAGUCAAAGAGCUUCUUGGAGACUACAGUUCUGGUUACCCGGAGACCAGCACUCUGAGAAUAGAAGACAAAAUGAAGAAACUGACAGAGUCUAAAGCAAGAGGCAGGGCUUUAGAGGAUGAUAAUGGGAAGGGUACAAAGCAUAAGGUUUCUCAGGAUGGGAACGCGGGGGGUAGGUUACAUCCUCGGCACCCCACAAAGCAGGCACCCCACAAGGACAGUGACCUUAUGGCCCAUCCGCUUCCACCCCAAAUCACUCAUCAGAGCAGUACAGCAGCCUCCCCAUUUGGGCCAAAUACCACCGCCCAACACAGACUUGGUCUGUCUGCCCAACAGCUAGAUGGCAAGGGAGACGUGAAGCAGAGCCUCAGUCACUGUGGCUCACAGCAGCACACUCCACAGCCAUUAAAGAGCGGUGGCCUGCGGGUAGACUCGGGACAAACAGAGAGCGACAGCUUCACAGAUGAAGACCAGGCGCUCUACCAGCGGGCGGUGGAGGAUGACGAUGCUUGCAGCUCCCUCUAUCUGAAUGAGGACUCCAUGAACGAGGGCAGCGAUGUCAGCCAAUCAGAAAGGAUCCCCUAUCAGCAGUCCUCUACUGAGGGGGACCGGGACUGUGCUUUUCUGGAGGAGGUUGGGGUGCACCAGGGGCCUGUAUUAGGAACCAGUCAACAAGUGGACUGCAGGUGGCAUGAGCUGGAUUCCCGGCGGCACUCAGUCGUGUCCCAGGCUUAUGGAGCUCCUGCACAGGCCCCCCAGGUUCCGCUGCUGCCUGGGGGAGAAGCAGAGCCCGACGGAGCGGUCCAGAGCUGCAUCUUCGACCGCUGCCAGGGCAGCGAGGCGGACUCGGACACGGAGACGCUGCACAGAUCUGCCGAUGAAGCCGAGAGCCGGUCGUUCAGCUGGGGCUGCGGCCCACGGCCAGAGGAGCUGGAGCACCAGGGAGCCGCGGGCAGCCCUCGUCCCGCCGCCGCCAGUCAGGGCGCCCCUGCAGGAGCCGGCGCGGGGGAGGCGGUGGAGAACCACAGCAGCACGGGGGACAGCGGGAUCGACUCUCCAAGAACUCGAGUCAGCCUGACCUCCAGCAGCUCGGGGAUUGUGGAAGGGCUGAAGCAGCGGAUUUUCCUGCAGGACUUGGAGACGUUGCACUCCAUGAGGCCCCAGAACUCUGUACUGCAGCUCGCGUCCACCAUGAACGUAUGAGCACUGCAGUUACUGUAUAUGACGUUCAGCGCUGGCUCUUCCAGUCUUAUUGUAUAAAUGUAAAUGUAUACACAGUGUAUAGAAGUUUAAACGGUUACCAUGUCUCUGGUGCUCAGUAUCCAUACCCUAUAUUGUGUAUUUGCAGACCUGUGCAUGAUGGAUUGUUGGUGUAAAAUAAUAUUUUUGUACUUUUCUGUCAGAGGGACUUUUAUUUCUGAGGUCCCAAGGUUUUCUGUGAAUUUACACUUUAGGGGUCUUAAAACCUAAAAUGAGUUCAAUAUUUUAUCAACACUUCAUUUUCUGACUUUUCAUGUUGACAUUUGCCAGGAAUUAAAAUGUGACAAAUGAGUCUAGAAUUA